GUUUUCCCGGAACUGCUGAGCUAUCCAAAACGACCCGUUUGGUCGUUUGAGAGAGUGAGAAUACAUUCGCCUCGCCGCUCCUCCUCUGCAUCACUGAUUUACUCUUGAGUCAAUCUCUCUUUCCCUCCCUCUCGUUUUCAGGAACAAGGAUAGAUGGAGCUGGGGAAGCUUCUGAAUUUCAAAGCGUAGCAGAUACUGCUUUUAAGAAUAAGCAUUGGGGUUGGCCUUGUUGGCAGUGAUACUUUAGAUGGCACAUUCUUCAGGUUUGAUCUCUUCCGGCCUCCUGACAAUUGGCUUGAGUCCUCAAACCCAAGUUUCACGUGGGAAAUAUGGAACUUUUCCCUUGAGAUCCUCACCCGGGCUUCUUCGUAUCCAAGCUGUGCAAGAGAAUGGAGGGCCUCGAAGACUAGUUGACAUUAUCAGACUUGUACCAGAGAUUUCAAGGAACUAUUUUCGAAGUCCUUCUCGAAGGGCUCUUUUUGGGGGAAUCUCUUUGUUGGGUGGCUUUUAUGUUGCACAGACGAUCUCUUUGUCUUUUGGAGCUUUAGGAGUGAAUGAUGUGAUUGCUGCAGUUGUAUGUGUUCUCCUGACAGAGUAUGUCACAAAAUUUUAUUACAGCCAGCCGAAGGUGACAUUCCCCCUUGCUCUUCUCAACAAUUUUAAGAUGGGUUUUACUUAUGGUCUAUUCAUCGAUGCUUUUAAGCUUGCCAGUUGACAAUACCUCAUAAAGCACUUGUAAUUAGUUGUCUUGUAAAUUCUCUAGUUACAUGUUCAUAUUUUCUUUUUGGAGUUACAUGUUCAUGUUGUUAUAUAUGAUAAAAUACAUUUUCACAUUUGAUCUUAUCAUAUUCUUAAUUCAUCGCCGACCAUUUUUUUUGUCUGUUGACUUUACUUUUUCCUAAAAUCAGGACCAUAUCACCCUCUGCUAGUAUGUUGUCUGCCUUGGUUGUUAUCUUUUGGUGGUCAAGUACGGACUACCUAAACAAUAGCAUAUUUUUACACGAACUAUGGUAGCCAAUAUGAC
Molecule: messenger RNA, 1024 nt
Organism: Carya illinoinensis
Lineage: Eukaryota; Viridiplantae; Streptophyta; Magnoliopsida; Fagales; Juglandaceae
Product: ycf20-like protein
Exons: 2
Coding region: 248-715 (155 amino acids)
Source: RefSeq, a predicted model, not a curated record